Molecule: messenger RNA, 3654 nt
Organism: Leptopilina heterotoma
Lineage: Eukaryota; Metazoa; Arthropoda; Insecta; Hymenoptera; Figitidae
Product: anoctamin-5-like
Exons: 13
Coding region: 287-2917 (876 amino acids)
Biological process (GO): chloride transmembrane transport
Cellular component (GO): plasma membrane
Molecular function (GO): chloride channel activity; protein dimerization activity
Source: RefSeq, a predicted model, not a curated record
GUUACUUCAGUUUACUAAACAAAACACUUCAAUAAAUUUACUAAAAUUAAUUAAAACAAACAACAAAUUUAAUUGUUUAAUAAAAGUUCUAUAAUGUCUGUGAUAUUUACAAGCACUAGAUUAUGUUUCUAAUCUGAAAUAUUUAUACAAACAGUAAAAUAGAAAGUGAUAAAUAUGCACAAUUUAUUUCCAAAAAGAAGGAGGACAAUUUUUAAUUAAAUAGAGAGGAUAAUUUAUUAUUUUUAUUAAAGUAAUAGAAAAGGAGUCCUAAAAAUAAUAAGUUAAUAUGGAUAAUUUUAAUAAUAAUAGAAUGCACGAAAAUGGAAAUGAAAGCACUUUGGGAUUGACUUCGAAAAUGAUUUCCUUAGAACAAAUUCAAAUGAAUCUUCCUGCUCAGAAUAAUAACCCGAAUGAAGAGAAAGACGAGAAGGUAGACUUUGUCCUGGCAUACAUUGAUAACAAUAAUCAUAAUCAUGCUCGCAAAAGAGAAGAAUUUGAAAAUAGUUUAAUGGAACAGGGUUUAGAAUUAGAAUACGAACAGAAUCGACACCUUGGAUUUGUCAAAAUAAAUGCAUCAAAGGAAGUACUGUGUAGAUACUGUGAAAUCAUGAAAUUAAGAAUGCCAAUUAAACAUUCAAUGACUGAUGAAUUAUCAGAAACGGAUACAAAUGAUUUUUUCGAUGAUGCCAAAUCUUGGUUCUACAAGGUUUUUAGUUUCGCUCAACUUGAUCCAAAGAAGUUUCCACCAAGAGAAUAUCAACUUUCAGCCGAAUUUUCAAGAGACAAGGAUUAUUUAUUUAAUAUAGACGAUGAAAAUUUCUUUCCAACGCACAUUAGAAUAAUGAUUGUGGCUUUUAUUUUGGAACGUCAAAUGGAAGGAAUACAAAGACUUUUGUCGGAGAAUGUCUAUUCAGCUGCUUAUCCUCUGCACGAUGGUAAUUACAAACAGAAGGGAACAGUCAGAGCAUUAUUAUACAAGGAAUGGUCGGCAAUUAGAAAAUGGAUCAACGUACAGCCUUUGGAUACAAUUCAAGAAUAUUUUGGAACAAAUUUUGCCAUGUAUUUUGCAUGGCUUGGUUUUUAUACGUACAUGCUGAUACCAGCAAGUAUAGCUGGCCUUCUCUGCUUUUUUUACGGUGUAAUUACUUUAAAUUUCAAUCAAUUAACCAAAGAAGCGUGCGCUCCAUGGGCGGAAAAUGUAAUAAUGUGCCCUCAAUGUGAUAAAACCUGUGAUUAUUGGCGUUUAAGUGAAACUUGUCUUUUAUCAAAAAUCACAUCCCUAUUUGAUAAUUCAGCAACUUUGGCAUUCGCAGUCUUUAUGUGUUUCUGGUCAGUUUUGUAUCUUGAACUUUGGAAACGACGUUCCGCGGAAUUGAGUUAUCGAUGGGGUUUAGUUGAUUGGGAUCGAACAGCUGAACAUCCGCGACCACAAUAUCUUAAAGCUCUAUCGAAAACAACAUUUUUUCAAGUUAAGGAAAAAGUAAAUAUCAUAACGGGAGAAGUGGAGCCUCACGUGAGUUUUUGGAAAGUACGAGUACCUGCAACGUUUAUUAGUUUUUCUAUUGUUGUUUUGUUAACAACUGUUGCUAUUGCUGCAGUUUUUGCUGUUGUUUUGUAUCGUAUGUCUAUGAUAACGUCUACCUCUCUAUUUGGAAGGGAAUUCGAUUCGACAAGUUAUAAAUUGUUCGCAUUACCAGCGAUCGCAGCUGCUAUUAAUUUGGUUUGUAUUUUGAUAUUGAACUAUUUCUACGACUGGCUGGCGGUUUAUUUGACAGAAAUGGAAUUGCUGCGAACUCAGGCUGAAUUCGACGAUAGUCUUACACUAAAAGUUUAUUUAUUUCAAUUCGUUAACUACUACGCUUCAAUUUUUUACAUAGUUUUCCUCAAGGGAAAAUUUGUCGGUUAUCCGAAAAAGUACAAUCGCAUUCUUGGAUUCAGACAGGAGGAAUGUUCACCUGGAGGAUGUUUAUUGGAACUCUGUAUUCAACUUACAAUUAUAAUGGUCGGAAAGCAGGCGUUAAGCAGUGCAAUGGAAAUGAUUUUUCCAGUUCUAUAUAAAUGGUGGGCAUUAUUUCGAAUUCACACUGGAUUAAUGCAAAAGGAUCCAAUUACUCCACGUCGACAGUGGAUUCGUGACUUAAAACUUCUCGAUUGGAGUCCUCGAGGAUUGUACGAUGAAUAUUUGGAGAUAGUCAUACAAUUUGGAUUUGUAACAUUAUUUGUCGUGGCAUUUCCUCUGGCGCCAUUUUUUGCAUUAGCAAAUAACGUUCUUGAAAUGCGUCUCGAUGCGACGAAAUUUCUUCGACAUUAUCGCCGACCAGUUCCUCGACGUGUCACUGACAUUGGAAUUUGGGCACGAAUUCUUCAUGGACUUGCAAGAAUUUCCGUUAUUACGAAUGCAUUUAUCAUUGCUUUUUCAUCGAACUGGAUUCCACGUCUUGUUUACAUGGCAGUUGUGAGUACAAAUAAAACUGACAUUGGAUUUUUAAAUCACAGCCUCGCCUAUUUUGAUACUGUCGACUUUAAAGAAGGAACUGCUCCAACGACAUCGAUUUUUUCAAAUGUCUCUUCCUGUCGUUAUCCGGAGUACAGAAAUCCUCCGGAUCAUCCUGAUUUACCUUAUAAACGACCAACUAUUUAUUGGCACAUUUUAGCUGUCAGAUUGGCUUUUAUUGUCGUCUUCCAGAAUGUCGUGGGAUUAUUGACUAUGACUGUUCAAUGGUGUCUUUCGGAAAAGCCGAGAAAAUUACGAGAGAGUAUAAAGCGAGAAGCAUUUUUGACUGAAGAGUUAAUAAUAAAGAGAGAAGCGGAAAGAUCACGAGAAAGAUUUAAAUAUUCUUCGAGUAUUAACAGUAAUUCCGGGGAUCAUCAUCGGAAGAGAAAAUUAUCAAAUACACCGACUAGCAGUCGAGUAUAAGAUUUUAAAUAUUUCCUACAUUUUUUAUAAUAUUUACAAAAAAAAAAUAUACAUGUGCCUUCUUUUUUUUCGUUAGAAGAAAAAGAUCUGACUAAUUUUAAUACAACUUACUCUUACAAAGAAAAGGAUUUAUACACAAAACCACUGUGUUCUUGGGAAAAUUUCGCUUUAUAUUGCGAAUAAUUAACAAAUUGGCUAUAAUAAGAAAACUGGAAAAAAGACAAUAGAGAAAAAUAGUUUUUUGCUUGAUGGUUGAAUAAUUUUUCUCUUCUAUAAACGAUAUUUUAAUUACAUAAAUUUUAAUGUGUGAUAUUUUUCUUAAAAAAAGGAAGAAGUUAAAAUAAAAUAUUAAAAUUAAUUACAAUGUUAUUAUAAUACUGAAAAGUACCAUCGAAAAAUUAUCGCUUUAUUUGAGAUUAAUCAAAAAUUAUUGAAAAAGCUUUUAACGACAAAAAUUACGUGCAAUAAUAAUUUUAUAUAUUUAUUAAUUUUUACAUACGAUCAUAAAUUUUAUUUUUUUUUGAAAUGUGAUUUUAAAAAUUUUUUUUAUUUAAUUUUAUUUAUUUACAAACUUAAAAAUUAAAAUCGUGUGGAUUUAAUGUUACGUCUUCUAAAUGAGUGCGUAUUUUAUGAAUAAUUUUUGUAUGUUUGUCAUAGAAACAAAUUAUUUUCUAUAUAAAUGUCUGGUAAUGAAUGUGAAAAAAUUUUAUCACCUAUUGUUAAGAUUUCGAAAUAAA